AUGGUCCUGCUGCUAGGACAACAACUGCCUGAUGGCAAGAAGAUCCAAUUCGCCCUUCUUGCAUUCUACGGCAUCGGCCACCACACAGCCCUCAAGACCCUCGACACACUACACAUUCCACCCAACACACUCGUUUCUCAGCUCACAGAAGAGCAAACAACAGCACUCGGUGCGCAUCUUGCAGGCAUGACGAUUGAGUCUGAUCUACGACGUCAAGUACGUGCGGAUAUUGCUCAUUUACGACAAGUGGGGACAUACCGUGGUAGACGACAUGCGAUGGGUCUUCCUGUGCGAGGGCAAAAUACACAAAAUAACUCCAAAACUGCACGCAAGCUGAAUCGCGUGGAACGGAGAGGAUAUAUGACUAUGGCUACAUCAACGAUGGCUGCUGGUGCGAGUAUACAACAAGGUGUUCAGGCGGGACGGAAUCGUUUCUUCUUGGGACUCACUCGCUUGCUACCAAGACUGUUUUAG
Protomyces lactucae-debilis is the source of this 474-nucleotide messenger RNA. RefSeq lists its product as uncharacterized. Bases 1 to 474 code for a protein of 157 amino acids. NCBI's taxonomy places the organism in Eukaryota, Fungi, Ascomycota, Taphrinomycetes, Taphrinales, Protomycetaceae. The transcript has a single exon. Gene Ontology annotation, biological process: translation. Gene Ontology annotation, molecular function: structural constituent of ribosome; RNA binding. Gene Ontology annotation, cellular component: mitochondrion; small ribosomal subunit; ribosome. The record is from RefSeq and is a predicted model, not a curated record.